Molecule: messenger RNA, 1908 nt
Organism: Colletotrichum graminicola M1.001
Lineage: Eukaryota; Fungi; Ascomycota; Sordariomycetes; Glomerellales; Glomerellaceae
Product: endonuclease/Exonuclease/phosphatase
Exons: 4
Coding region: 1-1908 (635 amino acids)
Biological process (GO): base-excision repair
Cellular component (GO): nucleus
Molecular function (GO): phosphoric diester hydrolase activity; DNA binding; double-stranded DNA 3'-5' DNA exonuclease activity
Source: RefSeq, a predicted model, not a curated record
AUGGGGUUGCGCAUCACGACGUGGAACGGCGAGUGGCUUCAGUAUACCUCCGAGGCAAUGUUCGAAAUCUUGGAGGCGGACAUUGUGAUCAUGCAAGAGACCAAGAUUCAACGUAAGGAUCUGCGUGACGAUAUGGUUCUCGUCCCCGGCUGGGACGUUUUUUUCAGCCUACCAAAACACAAGAAAGGAUACUCUGGUGUUGCAAUAUACACCCGCAACGCGAAAUGCUGCCCGAUACGCGCCGAGGAGGGCAUUACUGGGAUUCUUCCCGCCCCCAACUCCUCCACUAGCUUUCGUGACCUGCCCGAGGCUCAGCAGAUCGGCGGCUACCCGCGACCGGACCAACUGCCUGGUGAGGUGGACGAAGCAACGCUCGACUCCGAGGGCCGCUGCGUGGUGCUCGAAUUCCAGGCCUUUGUCCUGAUCGGUACCUACAGCCCAGCCAUGCGUGACUCAUCCCGCGAUGAUUUCCGGCUCGGAUACCUCAACGCUCUCGAUGCAAGAGUGCGGAACCUCGUCGCGGCGGGGAAGCAGGUCGUCCUAACUGGAGAUUUGAAUGUGAUUCGUGAAGAGAUGGACACGUGUAACGUCAGGGAAGCACUGCGUAAGGAGGGCAUGUCGGUAGAGGAGUGGAUGGGGAUGCCAAGUCGGCGGUUGUUCAACCAUCUCGUCUUUGAUGGACGAGUCACCGGUGAAAGGGAUGAAGGACGAGAGGCACCGGUGCUAUACGACCUGACGCGUAUCUUCCAUCCCACAAGGCUGGGCAUGUUUACAUGCUGGGAAACAAAAAGGAACAUGCGACCGGCCAACAACGGCAGCCGGAUUGAUUACAUUCUUUGCUCCGCUGGCAUCAAGGACUGGUUCACAGGCUCCGACAUCCAGGAGGGCUUAAUGGGAUCAGAUCAUUGCCCCGUGUACGCAAACUUGGCCGACACUGUCAAGGUCGACGGUAGGGACACGUCUGUGCUGGAUCUCAUGAACCCUGUCGGCAUGUUUCGGGGCGGCGAACGGCUCAGGGAGUGGUCGGCCAAAGACCUUCUCCCCUUGUCUGCCAAGCUCAUACCCGAGUUCGACCGGAGACGGAAUAUCCGCGACAUGUUCAUGAAAAAGCCCGCCGGAAAGCCUUCGUCGAGCCAAGCCCCGAACGCCUUUGAGUCGCAUUCGCAGAGUCUCGUAUCCGAGGAUCUGACCACGCAGGACUCGGAAUCCUCGCAACAAGAAACUUUGGAGCCAUCAGCGUCCCAAUUAUCUAUCCAGUCAAGCCUAUCAGAGCCUCCGGCCUCACAAACAAGAUUCCCCUUGAAGCGGGCAUCUGACACAGCAAUACCCGCAAGAGGUCCCCCGAAGAGGACCAAGGCCAACGAACCAGAUCCCUUAUCCAAGCAAAGCACCCUUACAGGCUUCUUCAAACCUAAGCAAUCGCCCUCGAAGCCGCCACCCGCCGAGACCGGUACGGCGAUGGCCAGGACAAAGAAUAGAGGCGCAGCAGCCCCAGUCGGUGACCUGGGUCACCCACCCCCCUUGGGAGUAUCAAAGGCCCCUCCUCCUCCCGCAGGUGCAGCAGCAACAGCAGACGCCCCGCCGCCACUAGCACCUUCCCCGUCGCCUUUGGCAACCUCUUCCACCGCCGCUACGGUGUCUGGGCUCGACACCGCUGAAAGGGUCUUUGAUCCCAUCGAGGUCAAGGAGUCUUGGUCCAAGUUCAACCUGGGGAAGAGGGUCGUGCCAAGAUGCGAGCACGGGGAGCCCUGCAUCAUCCUCCAGACCAAGAAACCAGGUGUCAAUUGUGGCAGGUCGUUCUACAUUUGCGCCCGGCCUCUCGGACAAUCGGGACAAAAGGAGAAGGGAACGGAAUGGAGAUGUGGAACUUUCAUCUGGAGCAGUGACUGGAAGAGGGAUCAGUCAUAG